UGUCCUUCACUCCAUGGAACACAACUACAGCAAUGAAAGUGUAAAGCGAGAAGGACACAGGUAUCGUAACCCAUCACUUGGAGUUUGCUGAGCGUCUGAGGAGGACGUUCGGCAGGUCAUGGAGCAGUUCGAUCCACACCAAAGGGAGAAGAUGAAGGCCUCCAUGAGUACGUUGGAGUACGAGACGAAAGAGGCAGAACUCCUCAUUAUGAAGGAGACUUACAGCAUAAAAGAGGAGACUCAAGACAUAAAAGAGGACACUCACGACUUAAAAGAGGACACUCACAACUUAAAAGAGGCCUUAGAGCAUAACAAAAAGGCCUUGAAGAAGAAGGAAGAGGCCUUGAAGGAGAAGGAAGAGGCCAGACUCCUCAUUAUGAAGGAGGCUGACAGCGAAAGAGAGGAGACUCAUGACUUAAAAGAGGCCUUGAAGGAGAAGGAAGAGGCCUUGAAGGAGAAGGAAAAUGCCUUACACCUCAUUAUGAAGGAGAAACAAAAGGCCUUACUCCUCUUAUUGAAGGAGACUGACAGCAUAAGAGAGGAGACUCGCGACAUAAAAGAGGAGACUCACGACUUAAAAGAGGUCUUGAAAGAGAAGAAAGUGGCCUUGAAGGAGAAGAAAGUGGCCUUGAAGAAGAAGAAAGAGGCCUUGAAGGAGAAGGAAGAGGCCUUACACCUCAUUAAGAAGGAGACUGACACGACAUAAAAGAGAAUCAUGCCAUUUAUUUUGGCCGUACACGCUCUUUCAGCUCAGUGAUCAGAUGAAUGCUUAGUCAGUAGAAAAAUGAUGGCUGGCAAAUCCACUUCCACAAUACACCUCUGAAGAAUUGUACAUCCAACUGUUAUGUGCAAAUACUGUAAAUGACAUGGAGUUAAAGAGAAACUUUCCUGGAUGACAUUCUCAGAAUAAAAGUGUAUUUGUGUAAGCUAACUUCCAUUUUGCAAGAGAGUAAUCACCUGUGAUUAAUCAGAUUUGUUUUUAAAUCAUUUGACAGCUCUACAAAAAACAUUGACAUGCAAAUCCAACUUUCCUCUGCUGACGGUGGGCCCUGAAGGCAUCCUUGGUGCAGCCAGCGCCAUCCAACAUCCCACUGAUUGUGAAAGACAAAGAAUCUGAGUUUUAAGGAGAAUGCAUACAUGUUUAAGAGUUCUUUCUUUAACAAUAGUCAUGUUUAAAGCAGCUAGUAUUUUUCCAUUUAUACACUGUAUACUUGUCUCUCUUUGUCUGCAGACGUCUGUGUAGUGUCUUGAGGGGUUGGAAUGUGGGAGUUGGAGUGCCCCCUUUUUGUCUUAUCUAUUAGAACAAUGAGGCUGUAUUCCUUUCUGGACAGGGUGGGUGCUGUUUUCCUAUUCAAUAAGUUGUCUCUUCCUGUUAGAAUGUUAGACCAUUUCGAGAUGCCGGUAUGACCGCAUUGGUGUGGGCUGGUCUCCUAAAGCUUUAGUAAAACUUGAUAAUAUUCCUAUUCUGUC
Messenger RNA from Entelurus aequoreus (snake pipefish), 1470 nucleotides. Its product is annotated as golgin subfamily A member 6-like protein 4. The transcript has 3 exons. The record is from RefSeq and is a predicted model, not a curated record. Lineage: Eukaryota; Metazoa; Chordata; Actinopteri; Syngnathiformes; Syngnathidae. The coding region runs from base 119 to 706 and encodes 195 amino acids.